This is a messenger RNA of Fusarium odoratissimum NRRL 54006, 3567 nucleotides long. RefSeq lists its product as uncharacterized. Gene Ontology annotation, biological process: arachidonate metabolic process. The transcript has 5 exons. Bases 1 to 3567 code for a protein of 1188 amino acids. The record is from RefSeq and is a predicted model, not a curated record. Gene Ontology annotation, molecular function: protein binding. Gene Ontology annotation, cellular component: membrane. NCBI's taxonomy places the organism in Eukaryota, Fungi, Ascomycota, Sordariomycetes, Hypocreales, Nectriaceae.
AUGGCCAAUAAUCCAAUGGGACUCCGCAUACUUUCUCUGGACGGCGGUGGUGUUAAGGGAUACGGUUCUCUUCUAAUUCUAAGGCGCAUCUUCCGAACAAUGGUGACAGAAGGCGGCCUCGACAAAGAACCUCUGCCAUGUGAAGUUUUCGACCUCAUUGUAGGUACUUCAACCGGUGGCCUGAUAGCGAUCAUGCUCGGGCGCCUUCGCCUGUCCAUCGAUGAAUGCCUGCUUCAGUACGAGAAGACGGGCAAGGCUGUGUUCGACAAACCGAUAUCUCAGAACAAAUUAGGUAAAAUGUUUAAACAGGCGACCAGCAGCGCGCUCUAUGAUAUCAACAAGCUUCAGGAGGAGAUUCGGAUAUUGCUUGCGUCUUGCAACAUGGAACCGGACAGUCAGUUUGUUGAAGACGGCCGGGGAAAUUCUUGCAAGGUCAUGGUAUGCGUCACUCGGGGCAUCAACAGCCGCCCCGAUGUUCUCCGGAGCUAUAUCAGCAGCCAUCCAACGCAGGAGAACUAUAAAUGCUCCAUUUGGGAGGCAGCCAGCGCCACCGCCGCUGCUCCAACAUUCUUCGAUCCUGUCAAGCUCGCGGGAGGUGAAUUAUUCUGCGAUGGAGGCAUGCGCCGGAACAAUCCCAUCGACGAAGCCGUUAAUGAACUCAACCGUGAGCUCGAGAGAGGAUGGUCAGGGCGGUCGCUAGGCUGCCUGGUCAGCAUUGGCACUGGUGUUGUUGAAGCAGCCAAGAUUUCAACUUCAGUUACUACACUUAUCAAGGCUGUAGUUAAGAUUUUGACUGACUCUGAAGACACGGCGGAGGAGUUUGUCAAGUCUCCGUUUGGCCGACAGUUGGAGAGCUCUGGGAGGUAUUUCCGCUUUAAUGUGCCUCAAGGCCUGCAGACUCUGAAACUCGACGAGUGGAAGGAGACUGAGAAACUUAAUGCCGCAACGACCGAGUAUCUGUCAAAGUCGGGGACGGGUAACCUCGUACAGCUGUGUGCUCAAGCUCUCAACGAUCCAGAUGCACUUCUCAAUAUGCCCCUGUUUUCAAAUUGCCAGCCAAGACUUAGCAAUCCAUGCAAUAAUUUUGUGCAGAGACACUUUUAUCAAAGCCGUCUUCGCGAAUACUUCUGGAACUUUAAUUGCACGAAACCGCAGAUUUUUGUCCUCUGGGGCCUUGCUGGUGUUGGGAAAACCCAGCUAGCACUCAAGUUCGCUGAGAUGAUAAAGACUCGGCUCAAGGUUUUCUGGAUCCCCGCAGAUCAGCCUAGCAAUUUUAAUCAAAGCUAUGCCAAGUUGUUGCCCCAGAUUCACCCUGACCGUCAGUUAGCGAAUGCGAUACAGGACCUUCCCACCCUACUUGAAGAGACAUGCUCCGAGUUGGAGGCCAACCCAGCAGGCUGGCUCCUUGUCAUGGAUAAUACGGAUGACUUUGACGAGUACCGACAGGCCAUGGACCCCUACCUGCCCAAAUCCGGGCGUAUUCUUAUCACCAGCAGAGAUCCAAGGUUUCAGGGAGACGUUGCCACUGCAGAAGAUGGUAUAAAUGUUCUGCCUAUGGAAAGAGAAGAGAGUAUAGAACUCCUGACAAAAUCUAUCCCGGGGCGACUUCGGAAGAUCCCCAGCGAGACAGAAGAAGCUCCGUCCUAUCUCGUGAACAUGCUGGGCAACCUUCCCCUUGCUAUCGCGCAGGCGGCUGCCAAUAUCAGGGACCAGCAGGUAUCCCUUCGGGACUAUAUCAAGCUCUUCCAUGACGACAUGGACCCUUCCAGCAGCUUCCGUGUGCCAGUCCGGGAUAGAAACGCACGGGACCCCAGAAAUGCGGAGCAAUCAGUAAACAAGACGUGGGGUGUCUCCUUGAAUAGGUUACGAGAAUCCUCGCCCUCGACCGUACUGCUGCUUGGGUACAUGUCCUGCCUACAUUGGGACAGGAUUCCUGUCGAUUUAAUGCGCAAGUUGCCUAAGUUCAGGGACUUUAGUCCAAUCGAGUUCAGAAGAACGAUUGCAAGAGCGCUUCAACUAUCUCUCGUCCAAGAACACGACUUGGGACGGUUUUCGGUACUGCAAAUGCACCCCCUGGUGCAUGGGUAUGCCUGGAGUCAAGUCGGAUCAACGGAUUGCAAGUUUGUUGACGAGAUAGUAUCCCUUCUUUGCAUAUCAUUUCCCCUUACAACAAGCCACUCUUCCGACUCCCCGGACUGGGCGUUGUGUUCGUUCCUUUCAUCUCAUUGCCGCCGAGCCAUUACUGUUUCCGAGAACUUAUGUCUACAAAGCAAACAACUGGCUCGGUUGAUGCAAGUAUACAGCAGUUACCUAAACGAAUUUGGAGACCUAAAAUCUGCUUUGUUGAUAUCUACCCGUGCUCUUAACUUGGCAACGGCAAUGUGGGGGCCUCAUGACAUAUCCACAUUCUAUGUUCGCAAAACCAAGAUUGACUGCUUGCAGAACAGCCAGAUGUACCAAAAAGCAUUAGAGGAUAUAGACAGAGGCUUAGAGUACUUGCAAUCAGCACGACAUGGCUCAAUGGAAGAGGAGGUUGAGCGGCUGGGCGAGAUUGGUAAUUUGCUCUCUACUAAGAGAAUCAUCCUCAGUGAGAUGUUCGAUCAUCAAGCAGCACUUGACGUCUCAAGCCAGGCUGUCGACAUCCUCACAGAAAUACAAAGGAUGGGCCCGCAAAGCCCUUCGGUCGAAUCCGCGCAGUUGGUUGCCCGUCACAACCAAGCCCACAGCCUACAUCGGCUGGCCAGAUUUGAUGAGGCAGAGGUCCUAAAUCUAGAGGUUCUGAAAGACUCGUUGAGGUCAGAUGGUUCUGUCAAAGUGGAUCGCCGUUCUUACCAUGCCUUUCUAAAUCUUCGUGGACAAAUUAUAGCGGACAAGGACAACGCUUCGCCGAACCAACACAUGGAAGCUUUGGAAAUAUUCAACCUUGUAUUUCAAGCCACCCUCGCCACGCAUGGUAUAGGGAGUCUUGACACAUGGGUCGCAGUGAACAAUGUUCUCUCAGCACUCGAGGCGCUAGAUGGAGACUCGCGGGUACAAUUAACCUCGCUAGAGCUUUUUGAAACGCUGUUUUCCUUGGCCACCAAGCAGGGUCUACCACGAAGAGCAUGUCAUCCGGAGUUUCAAUGCGCUCUGUGGACUUUCUUGGGCAAUCUUAACGCUUCUUUGCAGCUCCUUCAAUCACCUGACUUUGAACGAUUGUGGGGAAUGCGAACUGAGUUCGUGCAAGUAUGCAAAAUGACACAGGAACUACCAUCUUUGUAUACUGCGGGUCGAGCCAAUGCAGCUGGCGUCAUGUUACAGGCCCGUGGCAGGUUUGAGCUUGCCGAAGCCCAGCAUAGGGAAGCCCUCGAUGUCUUGAAUCAACUGCCAGAAGAGGCUUUGGCGGCUAAGAAUGUCCGAGACCUCUUCAAUGUCUCCCAUUACAAUAUCAUGUUGGCUUUGGCUCGGCAGGGUAGAGUGUAUGAAGCACGUAUCUACCGAGACGGGCACCGGAGUGAUAUAUCCCCGGCAGAGGAAACGUAUGAUGCACUGGAGGAGAUCUUGUCCCAACUGACCAGUGGUGGCUAG